Cyclospora cayetanensis is the source of this 2622-nucleotide messenger RNA. Its product is annotated as solute carrier family 13 member 5. Gene Ontology annotation, molecular function: transmembrane transporter activity. Gene Ontology annotation, biological process: monoatomic anion transmembrane transport. The transcript is spliced from 3 exons. Gene Ontology annotation, cellular component: membrane. NCBI's taxonomy places the organism in Eukaryota, Apicomplexa, Conoidasida, Eucoccidiorida, Eimeriidae. Bases 1 to 2622 code for a protein of 873 amino acids. The record is from RefSeq and is a predicted model, not a curated record.
AUGUCGGGGUGGCUGUUCACGCCGCAGACGCAUGAAGAUACGCAGCAGGAAACCGAUCUCAAUGAAGACGCAGAAACAAGCAUCCAGCCACGGCUUGCGGCAACAAGGAGCAGUAGAGAGCAGGAUGCCAAGAUAAACUUCACGAGGGGCGAGUGUCACUUGUCCAAAUCCACCGCUUGUUUGCCAUCGCAGCCAUCUGUGUGUAAUUUGGUCCGCAGUGCCGCCAUGCAAGGUUGUGAGGCGAGCCACCAAGUGGAAGUGGAGGACACGCAGCCAGAAGGAUCCAGAAAUGCCCAGGAAAUACCUGAGCAGCUGGACGAAAAAGCAAGGGAGGAAAUGUCUAACGGGCUAUCUGAAAAAUGUUUGCCGUUACGGGGGCUAUUUGUUGAGCUCGUGGCAAUUGUCUCAUGCUACAGACAGUUGCUUAGAACAGCCGCUUCCUUCUGUUUGCCUCUCCUGAUUUUCGUUGGUUGGAGCGCUGAAGACGACCGUUCGCGGUGUCUUUACGUUAUUUUAGUAAUGGUCCUGUGUUGGCUCUCAAAUUGCAUGGAUGCGUACACCGUGGCUCUGUUGCCGUUUGUAUUGUUCCCCGUCCUUCAUGUGGCACCUGUGGGUGACGUGGCAUCUUCUUACAUGAACUCCGUCAGUUUCCUUAUUUUCGGUGCCAGUAUGAUGGCUGCUGCCUUGAGACGAGUCAAGCUGGACGUAGCCACAGCCAACUGGCUCUGCCGCAUCUCCCCAAAACACCCGGAGGACCUUGCCCUGUGUCUCAUGGCAACAUGCUUUGCUAUCUCCACUUGCCUGAGCAACACUGGAACAAUGCUCAUAUUUUGCCCAAUCAUCGAUUUGAUGGUCCAGGGGCUGCAUCCUGAGCCUAUAGGAAGCGAACCUGCUCGAAUCGAUUCGAGGGAAUCCAGGAACUCGCAUCACUCCUUCACAGCUAGCCUGUCUAAGUCGGGCCCUUUGGACCACCCCGCCGGUAGUGACGGUCAUUUCUUCUACCAAGAAGAACCUCCACUGUUGCCUUUAUCCCACAGAGAGAGAAGUUUUGCAAAUGCUGGUGACAUGUUGAACUACUUACAUGCUUCGGAAGGCCAAGGGACACAAGGAGAAGCUGCAGCGAGAGUCUGUUCUAUUCCGGUGAGCCUAGACAAAAACGGCUUGAAGCCUACUUUGCCUAGGCCCUCUUGCGUACCUUCUUCAACGACAGAGUCUAUAGUGGAGCAGAACGACGUGCUAGAUCGGAUCGCCGCAAAGAUACAGCGCGAGUCGCCGGACCUCAGCUGCAUUCGCAGGCUUCUUUUCAUAGGUUGCGCCUACGCUGCUACACUUGGAGGCUCCGUCACCGUUACCGGCGCAACUAGCAAUGCUAUCUUCUUGGCUGUCCUCGACGCCAUGUAUGCCACAAUGCCUGGCGGCUCAGCAACCAACCCGGUAACAUAUACCACGUGGCUCUUGGUGUCCCUGCCGUUGGGGGUGGUGCAGCUCUUGUUGGUCUGGCUAUCACUAUGCGCCCUCUGGAUGGGACCUAGAGCAACGGGGCGUUCUAUCACAAGGAUCGCCGGUUCGUGUCUAAAGCUCUUGCAGAUCUGCCGCUGCAAAAGGCGCGGUAAAAAAGCAACUCGCCAAGCAGCAGUGCAUGCAAGUGAGGGUGGCUCAGAUGCUCACAAUGUCGUAAGGCCCUCCUUCGCCGAAGCGCCGGGACCCCAGGCAGAAGCUACUAAACGGGCUCGUGCGUCAGACGGCUUGAGGCACUGCGCUGAGCUGUACUGGGCCAGAGUAUACGUAGUAGUGGCGUGGUUACUGCUUGUAUGUCUGUGGCUGUCACGAAGAACAAUUUUGGCGGCAGUGCCCGGCUGGGGAGCCAAAUGGGAAGGCUCCAUCGAUGACUCUUGGCCUGCGGUGUUGGUUCCCAUGUGCCUCGGGUUCGCUCCACUAUAUCCCAGACGAUCUGCGCCUUCAUUCGCAAGAGCGGCAUCGGCAGCUAUGCGCUGGAGAAAUAGGAGGCGCAGACGCCGGCGACUGCUCUGUGGAGGUGGCGCGGCUCCCACGGAAACCCAUGCCGACUGUAGUGGGAGCGGCCAUCGGCAAGACAGGUUUGAGGGCAUUUUGACCUUUGCCUUGGUGGAGAAGGAAAUGGAUUGGGGCUUACUGUUCCUGUUGGGAAGUGGUUUUGUUGUUGCUUCUGUCUCUCAUGCUUGCGGCCUCGACAAGGUGAUGAUAGAGAACAUGGACUUCUUGACACGGCAGAGCAAGGCCGGUCAGGUCGCAUGCAUCAUGGCUAUGGCCGGCCUAGUCACCCAAGUCACUAGCAAUACGGCAACUGCCAGCAUUCUCAUGCCGCUCCUCUCUACUGCUGCGAAGGGACUUCCAGGAAAUCCUCUGCUCUUGAUGCUCGCUGCCAAUUUUGCAACGACACUUGGUUUCCUUCUCCCGGUUAGUACGGCGUCCAAUGCGGUCAUAGUGCGGUUCACGCGCAUCAGGACUUGGCAAUUCUUUCUCAGCGGCCUGCUGCCGCUAGCGCUUUGCCUGGGGGUUGCCUAUGUUGCGACUUUUACUUGGGUCGCUGCUGUCUUCGGGCUCAUUGAGCCUUACCCCAACGGAAAGCAAGUGCAGCAAUAG